This is a messenger RNA of Asterias rubens (European starfish), 18385 nucleotides long. Its product is annotated as baculoviral IAP repeat-containing protein 6-like. Gene Ontology annotation, biological process: apoptotic process; negative regulation of apoptotic process; regulation of cytokinesis. The transcript is spliced from 62 exons. NCBI's taxonomy places the organism in Eukaryota, Metazoa, Echinodermata, Asteroidea, Forcipulatida, Asteriidae. Gene Ontology annotation, cellular component: nucleus. Gene Ontology annotation, molecular function: cysteine-type endopeptidase inhibitor activity; ubiquitin conjugating enzyme activity. The record is from RefSeq and is a predicted model, not a curated record. The coding region runs from base 118 to 15435 and encodes 5105 amino acids.
AAUGCUCCAUUUGAAUGUAAAAUUCGGAAAUGUUGCGCUUCGAUAACGCGACACUACCUACACGUUGAAUAACGAGACCAACUUUAGGGAGAGCCCUUAUCGUGACGUCACACAAAUAUGGCUGCCAUGGACAUGGCGGAAUGGUCCGUGGUAAAGGAUGGAAGUUUACAUUUGGGGGAGAAAACUACGGCUCUGACCUACCACCCGAAGUUAAAUACCAUCUUGGCCGUUACCGGAGGGUCCAAUGUUCGUGUCGUGGACGUUAACUCAGGUGUUUCCCUGCAAAAAUCAACACUUUCAGCCCAACCCGGCCACCCAAUUCAUUGUCAGUAUCUUAGUGAGGUAGACCAAGUGUUUCUGACUGAUGGUCAAGCUGUGGGCCUAAGAAAAGAUCUGAAUGGUGUCUUACUCCUAGACUCAGCCCUGCAAACUCCUGUCACCAACACUGAGGAGAUCAUUGUCAUUGAACUACCAUACUUGGAGGCUUCUCAUCUGUUGGAGUGUCUUAAGAAGUCCAUCAAACCAGCCUCCAGCCAGCAGGAGUAUGUGGAGGAGGUCCAGUCAAGACUGGAAACAGAGCUGAGCCUCAUCGGAUGCUUCGACCAAGAUCAGUCUUACCACAAAGCCACAAAAUGGGCUACCAUCCAGCUCCGUGUCUCCCUCUGUGCCCUCCGGUCGGUGUGCCGCAGUCUCUUGGAUGAGUUGAGACGUUCCAACCUACAUGUGUCCGGUCUAUCCAUCGCUGCUGCCAUCUCGGACCGUCUACAGGCGCUCUUCCCCGAGGCUAAUCGUAGUGUGGGUACGCAGACUGUGGAUAGGGCGCAGAUGUACAGCGAAGCUGCACGUAGAGAGACCUUCCUUAUGUGGCCCCAUAUGGACUACAAAUGGGCUCUUCCAGAACCGAUGGCACAAGCAGGCUUCUACCAUCAGCCAAGUGCAGCGGGCGAUGACCGUGCCAUGUGUUUUACAUGCAGCGUGUGCCUAGUAUGCUGGGAACCAACCGAUGAGCCAUGGUCGGAGCAUGAGAGGCACUCACCAAAUUGUCCGUUUGUCCGUGGAGAGCCAACAGAGAAUGUACCGUUGUCUUUUACAUUAGCUACGGGUCCUGCACAGCUACAUGGGGAUGGCAACCAAAAGAUUACAUGUGUAAGCACCUCCGCCUGUCCCAACCUCAUGGCAACCUCCAGUCACCAUGGCAACAUCAGCAUCUGGGAUGUGGCCGAUCAGUUGAAGCUCGUCUCCAACUUCCAGAUCAGUCCCCAAGACCCCGUCCUGACUGGCAAGGUAGUGGACCAAGAGGAUGCUGUCGCCACAAGAGGGCCUGAUGCCAAAAUACCCGAGGCCUGGGUGGAGGAGACCACCCUUACAGAGAUCAAAGGGAAUACAAAGGAGGAUGAGAAUAGUGCCAAUCUAAGUAAUGAGUGCAGCCAGGAUGUGAUUGGAGAAGAUGGGCAACAAGACAAGGAGGAGCCCUCGGCAAAUUCACUCCAUGAAGAAAUUACCAACAAGGAGAAAAGUUACGGAACUAUUGAAGUGAUCGAAGUGGGCGGGGCGUGGCGGCUUCAAGGUGACUCAUUGUCAGAUGUCAGUAGCAGUGAGGUGAAUGUAGCUUCGAAACCCAAAGAAUGCCAGCAUUCGAAGGACAUCAUUGUGUCGUCGUUGAGCAUUGUGCAAGGUACCUCCCACGAGGCAUCCUCUGCCUCCUCGGACAUGAACCCAUCAAAUAGUGAGGAGCACGCUUGUGACCCCUCACUCAUUGCAGCUGUCAGUAUACGAAGGCCCAACAAGACAGAUAGAAACGCCGGUAUACUAACAGCCAUGUCAGAUGAAGACUUGAAAGACGAUAUCACGCCAGCUGCCGGGGCCUCUGAUGCCGGUAACCCGUUCACGGCGGCGUUUGAUAAGAUGCGCAUUGCUGAUGAUUCCGGCCCCGAGGACGAAGCGGGGUUGGGUGUUGACAUCUCCAACAGGCAGCUAGAGUUUGCUGAUGCUUAUCUAGGAGACGAAGUCGACUCAAAGGGACCGGGAAUCAUCGAGGAGAAAGACUCGGAGUCCCUCCACAGGAAGUGUUUGAUCAUCUACUCGGCCUCCACGGUUGUAACAAACACUGCCGCUCAAAAGAAAAGUUUGGACAAGGCUAAAGGGAGUAUGUUCAACGUGCAAGCAGGACCCAAGUUGUAUAUGUCGCAGAUUCUUGAAAUUGAAGAAGAGCAGGCCCUGAUGGACGGGUCGAUUAAUGCGGACGCAAUUGGCGCCGAUCAGGCGGGCAUAAAUCUACUGGACGGAAUAGAUAUCAAACCAUUUCAAAUAAGCGAAGGUGCCCUGCAGUGUAUAGAAUUACCCCCAUGCGCCCAGUGCGACAAGCUGUGGGUGAAGUGCAUCACUCCGUGCCCCGACAAGAAACACUUGUUGGUCGUCGUCGGGCCGCAUGAAGGACAAUUAGAGGACAAUGAAAUGGUCAAAUCGCAGUGCAAUACUCCCACAAAGGAAAGCCUAUGUAACGAACAGAACGAUCUGAACAAGGAUUGCAAGGAUGGUGGCUCGGACGAAGCUGGGACGGGCUUGAGGGUCAACAGUGCCUCGUCUUUUGAUCAAGACAUUGGACCAUCAACAGAAGCUGCAAGUGCUCCUAUGGAGUGCAGUGAUGUGAACACCGGCUUCGCCCUUAUAUACAGAAUCCUAUCUCGCGACGGUUCAACUGUACUUCAUGAUAAACCUGUGGCUAUCCACAAAUUAACUUCCGCGGAGGAAACUGUCGAAUCCCUGGUUCUGUUGCCUCCAGAACUCUCUGAUGUAGCAAGUGACGAAGAAGGGGACUCCUCCCAAAGGGCGCCUUCUUUAUUAGACUCACUAUCCAAGAUGGAUUCGGGAUCCAUAACGGCUGCCUUGGAAGCUCUUAGCAUCGAUGAGCCAGACUCUAAACCCCUGGACAAACAACUUGGGAAGUGUGCCGUUCUCACACGGAGUGGUGCCGUAAAAAUAGUGGACAUCGGGUCUUGGUCCACGCUAGGGACCUUUCCUUCGCAGCAGCAACACCUGUCAUCGGCAAGGACAGAAAAGUUUGUGGCGAUGUCCUACUGCACCGGAAUGGAAAGGCUGUGCGUUUGCACGGAGACAGGUGAUAUACUGUUCCUCCAGCUACAAGCCUCCAACUCUCCAGGAGUGAGCAAGCGAGGGAAGGCUACCAAGACGGUCUCCUCAGAGCAGGAGAUGAAUGUCGAGGAAGAGACUGAUGCUGGCGAGGAAAAGAAACCAGCUGAUGAGUUUCUAGCCAACCAGCCAUUAACGAUGAAGAACCUGAGUACGAUGUGGCAACUGACGCAGUUCGAGACCCUGGUGCCGCGUUUCUCCGCCACCGUGCCGCCGUGCUGGGUGGAGAUACAACAAGAGCAGCAGCAGCGACGCCACCCGCAGCAUCUACACCAGCGGCAGCAGGGCGACGCCACGCAGCACACUCGCACAUGGAAGCUGCAGCCUGACAGCUCCAGCUGGAAAGAACACCUGUUUGAAUUGGUUCUACCCAAAUCCUGUUGUGUCGGCCAUGUUGACUUGAAGUUCAGCCUGCACGUCAACUGUCCCUCGGCACCCAAGAUCCAGCUGACAUUGCUCAAACAGAGUGGAACUCAGUGCAAGAAAGAAAAAGAUUCCAUGAACAUCAAGUCCACACCCGUUGACGCCAAAAUCGACUUCAACAUGAGCGCGUCGGCGUCGGAACCCAAGGUGCAGAACAUCGACAUGCCCGACGGCCCAGCACCGCCCCAAACGCCGCCCCCGUACGGCAUGAACGGAGACGCCUUGAUGCACUCCACGUACUUGAUGAAUCACCGGGACGACAUCCUGUGCGGUCCAUGCAACAUGGAGUGUUUCAUCGACAUGCCGAGCCACACUGGCAUGGUGACGCUGACGAGCCGACAGCUCAUGCUGUGCAAGAGCAGGUCUUUCUUGCUGCAUAUAUUCGCGCUUGAAAACGGCGACGGGAAGACUAAUGCAAAGAGCAAAGAUUCAGAGAAGGAAAAAGGUUCCUGUCUGAUCUCACUGCUACAAAACACCCAUCCAGCCAGCGCUACAGAGCGGCUAGCUGCAACGGCCCUGAGGAAAGAGACCGAUAAAUACAAGGGCUGUGACUGGAUUCAGGAGCUGUCCAUCACAAUACGUAGAACCAAGAAAGUCAACCUCACUAAAGACAGAUUGCAGCGUGUGGCAAUGCUAGAGUCAGUUGAGUUCCAGGAGAACUUGAUGCUUGGUAUCAUGGGUCUUCUACCCCCGCCAUCCGAUGUUACAACGUGGCAGCAUUUCCAGCAAGUGGGUCUGGAUGUUCUGUGCUGGAUUGCCAGCGUGCAUAUAUGUGAGCCAGUCAGUGUUGCUAAAUGUACCAAUAUGGUUGGGACGACAUUGACACACCUAGCCGAUCUGGUGCAGGCGUGCUACAUCUCGGCCAACAGGAGUAUCGCUCAUAAAUGCAGUCAGUUGCUAGCUCUAUGCAUGGGAUGCGCAAAGCGUGGCCAAGACCCGCGACCCUACCAGGGCUUCAAGCAGGCUCUCCUGUACAGUCUUCUGCGCAUCCUACCCUCUCUCCUAGCCUCCAUCUCGUCUGGUUCCAUGCACUGGUUCUUCCUGAUGUUGGGGAUGGUCAAGCAGCAAGAUCCCAAGAGGACCGGCAAGGCGUGCACCAGUCUACUCAUGGCGUCCGCCCAGCAGCUGGCUGAUAGGACCCUGCCAGAGCAUUCUCUCUUGAGAUCAAGAUUUGGACUCUAUGGUACCCCACUGGAUCCAAUCCUCUUCGACAUGGAGCCCCCCGUCGUCAGCCCUGCCCCCAAAUCCAGCUCCUCUGCCUCGUCGACAUCCAACGCCGUUCCGCCCACGUUCCCCAAUCCGCCGGGGAUCCCGGCCUCCGGGUUCAGCUACGACAUACCCGACAUGCAGGGCAGCUCCCAGGGGGGUAGCAAGCUCAGCAGUGACCCCGCCAGCAGCCCACUGAGCGGUACCCACUUCAUGAGGGGCCUCCUGGAGGUGGAACCGCUUCAUUUCAUGUGCUGUAGUACCAGCGAUGGAACCCACGUGGAGAGGGUUGGAUCAGGCGCAGACAGCGUACAGGGCUCUGUGGUAAUCAACACCAGCAACCCUACUAUGCCGGAGUCCAUAACCUCCUCGCUGUCAGCAACCAUGGCCUCAGCAGAGCAACAACUACAGCUGCUGCAACACAAGACACAGACUCUCAUCAAACUCAGCCAACAGAAGCAGAAACUCGAGCAGAAGCUGCAAGAGACCAGCGCCUCAGCAACGGCAAACAGUAUGCCCAGCAACCACCUGUAUGGGGAGUUCCUUCCGGCCACGCCCAAGAACACGCCCUUCUUCAUGACCCCGCCCCUGACUCCGCCCAAUGAGAGCAUGGGGUUCUUGUCAAUGCCCCCGCCUCCGGGUGGUUGGGACUACGGGGAUAUGUUUGGGUACGGAGUGCUCCAGGGAUUGGAAAAAGGCAAGGGCUCGACGCCGAAAGGAAAAACAAAGGGGGACAACUCCAAACUGAACCCAGAAGUGACACCCAGUAAUCCACUGCUGGUGCGUAACUUGCUCAACCCCCCGCCAUCUCAUGUGCUGAUCGUGGACAGAAUGCACUCAGGUGCCAGGAGAUUUGCAGUGCUGGAUUUUGGUCACCCAGUGCUGCUGACCGACAUCUUCAUACCAGCUUGCGGCGACCUGGCCUCGCUUUCCGUUGAUGUGUGGACAAAGAGUGAGGAAGUGGACGGCCGGAGGCUGGCCGUUGCCCUGGACAUCGGCUCUCGGGACCUGGUCAUGAAUGACCUUCUGCCUCCUGCAACUUGUCGCUUUCUGAAACUCACUGUUGUCGGUCGCUACGGUGGCAACACUGUCCGCUCCAAGAUUCCACUGGGCGUCUUCUAUGGUCACACCUACAUCUAUCCGUUUGAGAACAGCCAGCAGCGGAUGCCAGACAGCGACGACAUCGCAGCAGCAUCCCGGCUCCAGGCGCUGCAGCAGAAGCAGUACCUGAACAUGGCGCUGGCCGUGCAGGAAGACAUACAGUGCCGCUACAGCCUGGCCUGCAGCAGGCUGCAGCAACUGCUGCAGUCUGUGGGCUCCUGGUUCCCCCAGGGGAGCUCGUUCUCCUCACAGUUUAAAGAAGACAGAAGUGACAGUAGUCAGGAGGUCCGGCAUGCAUAUGAGGAAUGUGUCCAGCUACAAACCCAACUGAAUGCAGUCCAGCGUACCAUCUUCCGCCUCCAGCAGGGCAGCGAGACCGCGGAACGACAGAAGGUGAACUCCAACGAAGCCGCCUCGUCGGACAUCAAAGAGGCUCCGACCGAUCAGCUACGUCUGCUCUGUGAAUAUUUACUGGAUACACUGUUGAGUUUGACCAACACCACAGGGAUGCUGCCCCCGAGUCUGCAGAAUGUAUUAAAGGAGAAAGCAUGCAAGGCACUCUUUAAGAAUCUGUGCGUGAUGGGAACGCCAUCGCUAAGACUACGUACAGGCACACUGUUGGUCAGAGUAUGCAGCAACCAGCCAUGGUGGGGUGGAUUCUUGGCAUCUUCACUGCAGGAGUUCUUCUCCUCAGAGCAGACGGCUGUGUUUCCUCAAGACAGAGUGUUCAUCUUGCUGGCUUACUUGGGCCAGAAGUCACUGGCAUCCAACAAUUCCGCCAGUGUUCUGGAAAGUCUCAUUAUCCUACUAGCCAAACUGCUGGCCCCUCUCAUCAAUGACGCAGUCCAUGCAGGGGGUUCCCUCGAUAUGGCCUUGAUUGGAUGGGUGCUAUUGUUCCUGUCUCGUACCCUGGACCAUACCACGGCAGCGAGUAACUCCAGUGACGAUCAGGAGGAUGUGGCAGGGGCUGCAGCUGCUGCCACCAGUGCCACCCCCAAGGCUUCGACAAAGGAAAGAGAGCGAAGUUCGUCCUCGGCCAGCGCUCAUUGGAACUUCAUGGCAAGCACCCCUCAGGUAGCAAACAAUCCUAUCGCCCAUGGUAACCGGGCCAGCACACAGAUCCGCAUUCACAACAAGUUGAAACGACAGCUGCUGCUGCACAAGGAGCAACUUGCUAAACUCCAGAGUAUGAAGAAAGCAAUUCAAGUCAAGAUGGCUGAAGGAGGCAAGGAUUCAGACUCGGCAGUCGAGGCACAUCUAAAGAAGAAAUUACAGCUGCAUGUAUCCAAGCAUCUACGUGACAUUCUUCACAUCCGGCGUUACACCGAGCGCAACAUUCGCUCGCGAGGCACGCUGACAGACGCUCCCGAGGUGCCUGAUAUCCGCCUUCCCGAGGUGAACCUACCCAGGGAUAAGUGCAUCCCGGUGGUGCAGGGACUGAUGCAGCUACUCCUGGUCAUGGACUCUACUUGCCAUGCAGACCUAUUCCUCUUCGCCUGCAAGGUUUUGGCGAGAGUUGCCAACUCAACGCGACCAGCCAUCUCACUCUCAGAGAUUGCGACCAGCGAGCAGCUGAUACAACUCCUCACUCCGUGUGUGGGCACCGAGUACAACAGGGGCACGUCAUCGUGGGGCGGUCCCUGGGCCAUCAUGGUGAUCACGUACUUCUUACAAGAUACAUUGGAAGGAGAGAAGCUGUUUCCUUUCACGCUGGAGUCUCUGGGAGCCGUAGGGGGGCAAGAAGAGCCAGAUAUCGAGGAGGAGCUCGACACAGAUGCCACCCAGGAGGACCUGGAGGCUGUGGCCGGAGCUAGUGGACCUACAGAUGACGGAUUUGAAGAGCCCAUGAACCCAUUGGGUGACCCUGAGCUCUCAGACUUUUCUUCGGGGACGGCCUCUGACCCUUAUGACCUCCAGUUCAUGGAUGUGAUCUACGGCUCAACCAAGUACGACGAUAUCGACAUAUGGCAUGAGAAGCUACAAGAUUUCAAUAAGGUAGCCUGUAAGUUUGGCGGCAUCCAGUCCAUGAUUCCGUUUGGCAGCACCGGUAGCGGUAUGCUUCGGAAAGGCGGCAGGUUCACCAAAGCUGGAAACAACAAUGGAGAUCCAUCCAAAGUAGCCCUAACCUGUAUGCCGAACGUGUCCAUGGCAAUGGACGCCAGGCUAGAGCAAGGUCUGGAAAUGCAAGUAGAGUGGUAUUUGAAGGUCACAUCUCUAAUGGAGGCCAACCAUGUCAGCCAGACCCUCAUGGGUACAGUACCCCUCCCUCUCACCCCACAAGCUGCACCCUCCAAAUCAGAGGAGACAUUCACACCUGAGAUGGGCCCCACCAUGGAGGCGUCUAGUGCCCUGCCUCGGCGUGGCUCAAUGACAUCCAGCAAGAUGCUUAGUAGCUGCUUUGAUCAGCUGUUUACCAGACUCCCGACUAAUCAGGUACACUUGGAUGCUUUGUUGAAACUCUGGCUAACUCUGAACGAGGUCGGCCAGGAGAACGAGUCCAAACAGGACGGCGCCUUCGACACCAGUCUGGUACCCGUAGUCACCCUCAGCGCGGACUCCAUCGGCUGCCUCCUGCACGCCCUCGCCUGGAACGUCAACCUGCCCGUCCACACGUGGUGUCUUGCGUUCCACUGCCUGCUGGCGCUGGUCAACAGCAAGACGGAGGUCGACGGGAAGUCGCAGAGCGCCGCCGGGGUCAUCCUGAGCCAUGGGUCGCUGAUCGCCGUUCUGGUUCAUUUCUUGUCCGGUAGCACCAUGCAUGGGCCAGUAGGAAGUCUGCACUAUCAACAGGUUGGCCCAACUGUCACUCAGGCAAUGUAUGAAUUCCUAGUCAGACUAAAGCUGAGACUAGCCUCCGCUCCAGCCACCAAUGCACCUGACUUGAACAGCCUUCUACUCAGAGUGGUACAGAUUCUGGCUGAGCCACAUAUGUAUAGAGGAGCAUUCCAUACUGGCACAGGUCCCCUGGAUGCUCAGGUCAGGAUGAUGGAGUUUGUCAUCGAGCAGACGUACAACCACGCCGACGUCAGCAACAUCACCUACACCAUAGACGCCAUCAGUCUCCUGGUCCACAACCACAUCAGCCUCAGCCGGCGCGGCACCAGCACGACGGCCUCCAGCAGCAGCAUCAAUGCCCACUCCUGCUUCAGCGGCGUCUUCGCCAGCAUGCUGCGGCCGGGCGAGGUGCGCUCCAACACCAGCGAGGCCAAUCGCGACCUCCUGAUGUGUCACCUGAUGCAGCUGGUCAACCAGCUGGUCAAGAUCCCCCUUGACCGGGACGCCGCGGCGAGGUUCCAGCAAGGCCUCCCGGGGCGGACAUUAGGUAUGCCGUCUCCUCAACAGCCUGUUGAUACACCCCUCGAGACAGACUCCAGUAAGAUAAGCUCGGCGUCGACGUCCUCCCAACAACCAAGGUCGAGCUCACUCAGCGACGACGAUAAAGAACGCUCCUCUGGGUCCGCGACGCCCCCGGUUGUAGAGCCCCCGCCACCAUGUAUAGCAGACGCUGUCCUAACCAUGGGGGACUCCAUCCCUCUCUUACUCUCAUCCUUAAGUCACUGUAACAGCAACAAGAUGGCAUCCUUCCUCAAUCUCAAUACCUCUACAAUGGAUCCUGUGUCGGUCGGCGACAACAUCUUCCAGGUGCUCUGCACCAUCGCCGCCAAGGUCACCUCCGUGGAUCUGAUGCUGCGCCCUCUGUUGACCUACUUGGGGGGAGGUCUCGGUAAUGGUGGAGGCCUGAACGGGCCCUCGUGUGUCCUGUCCGAGCCACUGUUGUGGUUUAUCAUGAAGGUUCUUUACUCGGACGGCGGACUGCAGUCGUUCCAUGAGAUGGGUGGUGUACAGCUUGUCUGCCGUAAUCUGGUUGCCAGCAAUCGUUGCUUUAUAGACAGUUCACCCAGUAGCAUUUCCUCCAUCAUGCAGCAUCUAGGCACCUCCCUAAGGAACUCUACAUCUUCAACACGAUGGAGCAAGACCAACAGUUCCUCCUCAUCCUCGGCCUCGACGGCUGAAGUGGAGAACUCGGAGGGACUGACAAACUUUGCGCCGUUCGGUGUGAUAAGUUCCAGCAGUCCCACAGCCCAGCCGGCCGAGGUUCUACUCCAGCCCACAGCACCCCAUCGUAGGGCCCGCUCAGCAGCCUGGUCCUAUCAUUUCUACCCGGAGGAGACCUGGUGUAAUCUGACCAUCAGCUUGCCCAGUGCUAUCCUGCUGAAGGAGGUUCACAUCCAGCCACACCUUACAUCCCUAGCUACCUGCCCAUCCUCAGUAUCCUUCGAGAUCAGCAACGCCCUCGGCUCAUCCCCGACCCCCGUCAGUCCCCCGAUAUCCACAACUGGUCUGACCUACAUCAAGCUCCAGCUGCCGAGACCGGAGGUGGUCACCUCGGUCUGUCUGCGUCUCCACCGGCCGCUUGACUCGAGCACCAUCGGCCUGUCUCAGGUCAUGCUGCUCGGUCUGGCUGCAUUCAGCGGAGGAGGCUGGAACGGAUCGGGGACGUCGCAGCAGAGUUUACUGGCACCAGCUGAGGAUCACGCCACAAAAACAAGCAUGAGAUGGCUGCGUUUCCUACACCACUGCCUGAUCCAGGACCCGUUGAUGGCAGCUCCCAUAGCCACAACGGCUUCCAGCAUGCCCUCUCUCCUGACCACCUGUACCUCCUUGCUACUGUCCCCACAUUGCCAGGAGCUUGCUGUCAACAUCGAGGCAGUACUCCUCAAGCUUGGGCUGUGCUCUACUGACGUGGGGCUCACCCUCUUUGAUAUCAUACUCAGGAAUAUCUACGGUGGUGAAAACGAUUCUGGCGCACCGCUGAUGGGCCGAAAUGUGGAUGCCUCGACUGAGUCCACGGUAGACAUCAUAUAUCAACUGGGAACCACUUCGGACCAGGGGACCAAGGAAAGGGUCCAAGCUUUACUCGACUGGUUGGGAGACACCGCCAGAGUCCAUCUCCACAAGAACAGCAGUUUCCAUCGGAGCCCCCUGACCUUCUCCCCCACUGAGGUCAGCCUGCUAAGCCCCGCCCCUUCCCACAUCAUGUGCGUUGCGUCGGUCAUCUGGGCUAGUCAUGAAUUAAGAGCGCCGUACAACGUAGGAAGUCUGAUUACUAAAGACUUAUUCAGCUCGUUGUAUGAGUGGUCUGUCGUCAUGCCGUUGAGCUCCCCACUCAAGCAGGCUGCAGGGUACGUCCUGUGUGCCAUAUGCCACGUCCACCCAGCACUCUACAUCACCAUGCUGUCCUGGAUGGGCAUCAUCAACAAGGAAGAGGAGAUGGAGAUGGAUGAACUACUCACAGACGACAGCAAAGAUGCCCAGGAGCAUGGGACUAGUCUAACAGACGAUACCAAAGGAGCGAGUCAGCAAUCGCCAAGCCGACCCGUACACAUCAACAUGUUAGACCAGCUUCACCUAGCGACAUUGGCAUCAGCCUCCCAGUCGCCAGCCGCAAUCCAGAUACUCCUAGAAUCAAACUUUCCGACCAUGCUGGCCAACGCGCUCAUGGAUUUCUGUAACUAUGAGAUCUACCGCAACAGGCAAGGUGGAAUGGACGACAGUCCCGCAUGGCAGACUGACUCCUAUAAACUGAUCGAGGGCCAGGGGCUUUCGUCCCCACGGACUUAUCGCACCGAAAGCUGGGACGGCAGUACGGUGUCUUUGAUCCACAUCACGUCGGAUAAGAUAGCCCCCGUCCUGGAUCUUUUCACCAAGCUAAGCAGUGAGCUAGUGAUGAAGAACUGGCUUGGCGGUCCGGAAGGCAGCACCUUCUGGUCGUCGCUGCUGAUGUUGCUGUGCAGCGUCAGCUCCAAUAUAGUGCAGCUGAACGUGCCGGCCCCCAAUGCCAAGAAAGUCUCAGUGAUGACGUCGCAGCAGCGUGCGGCCAUCGAAUCGUCAACGAUCGCCUUCUUCACACAGGUCAUCUCGUGUCAUCCGAACAACCAGAGACUCCUGGCCCAGGUGGUGUGCGAAGUGGCGUGCAGCUGCAGCAACCAGGCUGGGAUGCGACUGGCCAUCUCGGGCUUCACCCGACGCCUGAUCUUGCAGCUCAUGCUGGAGGACGAGAAGGCGCUGGUGUACAUCCAAGGGGCGUGUUGCCUGCACAAGGGGCGUGGCACGGCAGCCGGGAGGGGCUCAUGCCAUCCCCAGUUUGGGGUCGGCCAUAAAUACAGAGUGAUGGAAACAAAGAUGACUACAUCUGUAGGUUCACUGGUCUCGGAAGUCUGUGAUUCUCUGUCCUUAAUGAAGUCAGUGCCUUUCCCUAAGGACGUGAAGGUCAAGCAGUCCAAGGCAGAGAAAGCCAGCAAGGACCAGCCGUUUGUUCUUGUGGACUACCUCCCAGGGAAGAAGGAACUUCUGGAGUCGGAACACUACAUCAACUACUCACACCUUGAAACUAAGCCUAAGAAGCCGAUGACCGCAUCCCACAUGGACAAGGAGCCCAACUCCUCAGCGUUCUCCGCUUUCUCAUCCUCCUUCAAGCUCCUCCCCAUCUCAAGCCAAACUCCGUCGACAAAGUCUCAAUCCACGUCCACCCAGCAGGGUCCCGCAACGAAUACCAAAGAUCCAAUGCAGGUGUCUGUGGUGACCCUAGGUCAUGACCUCCUACCAGAGGUCAGUCUACCGGACGCGUUGACCCUAGGUCAGCUCGUCGCUGUCUUGCAGAGCAAAGGGCUCCCUCUUGGGUCGCCCUUCUUAGAGAUGAAAUUGAACCUGGGAACACAAGAGAUUGGCGCCUCGUCAAAGACCGACAGCUCGAAGAGCAGAGAGGCCAAAGAAGCAGCGACAACAAACGGAGCAUGUGCAACGACAUCAUCCGCAUCAACUUCAACAUCGACUGGACUCCCCAGCAUGUCGGAAAAUGGCACCACACCUGACAAGUCACUGCUACUGGACUCCACACCCAUGCCAUCCUUCCUGCACGUCUUUGCAAGCCUAGGGGGUCUGGCGCUGAUUGCCGAGCACCUCCCGAUAGUGUAUCACGACAUCCCGCGGCACGUGGUCGGGGCGGGAAACGGACACUCGGAGAAGAACGGAGAGGGCGGGGUCUUCUCGUGGCAGUCUAGUACGGAGCAGUGGGGAGUUGCCUCUCAAGGCAUAGAGGAUGAAGAUCCUGCAUUCCAGCACUCCGGGUUGGAGACCACAGCUCCGAGUGGACUCACCAACGCGGUUGCACCAGCGGCGUCCCACGGUCCUGUCAACAGCACUGCCGUCAUCCCUCCGCACUCCCUGGCUGCCUUCGGUCUCUUCUUGAGGCUACCCGGGUACGCUGAGGUCCUACUGAGAGAGCACAAGAAGGCACAGUUUCUUCUCCGAUUGGUGUUGGGUGUUACGGAUGACGGAGAUGGAGGUCAUAUCCUGUCGUCACCGGUGGCUCCCUCGCUCCCGACCCUCCCCUUCACCGUUCUGGUCACCCUGUUUGACAGCACACCCCUGACGACCGACGAUGGGGUGCUACUGAGGAGACGGACCCUAGAGAUCGGCGCGGUUCAUCUCUUGCUUGCAUUCUUGGCCAUAUUGAGCCAUCACGGGCCAAGAGUUACAAACAAGCCAGCUGCACCAGAGGGUAAUUCAACGCCAAGUAGCCAACGGUCAGGCCCCGCAGCCCCAACCACAGAGCAGAAGAAUCAGUCUUAUUGGGCCAAGGGUACGGGCUUCGGGACUGGUUCAACCACCUCAGGAUGGAACGUGGAGCAGGCUCUCAAUAAACAGAAAGCCGAGGAGGAACAUGCCACCUGCUUACUGCUGGUCCUGUCGAGCUACAUCAGUCCCAAUCCACAGCGAUCUGGCGACCCGCUUACUGCAGUCAAGGACGCGUCUGGCGAUGUCAGCACUGAGCAUCUUCAGAGCAUCUUCCCAGAGGUCUUCAGGGAGCUGUUGAGCAACUCCUGCCUCAUCCCUGCUAUCUCAUCUUAUCUCAGGAAUGAUUCAGUGCUAGACAUGGCCAGACACGUUCCCCUUUACUGCGCUGUGCUGGAGGUACUACGAGCGCUCUCCCAGAACCCCCUCCUAGCCCCUCUACUACUACCCCAGGAAGGGGACCAGUCAGACAUGUCCCUGGUAGCCCUCCUGGAGAAUAUGAAGUCGUGCGUAGAUACCUACACCUCCAAACUCAAACUAAACAAGGAUGCUAAGCCGGCUCACCAUACCAGGCAUUCAGCAGGACCCACCACAGAGGAAGAUCUAGAGGCUGAGGGAUUGACUCUACUGGUGCCACAAAUACAACAUACUGUGGACAUAGUCAGACAAGGAACGAGCAAGCUCAUUGCUGAAACCAUGGGUGUGAGUAACCUUGGUGAUAGACAUGGACUGUCUGGAAGGAACGCUGGAGAGGCAUCCAAGCUAAGCUUUGAGGAGCGAUACUGCAAUCUCAUGAAGAAACUUCAAUUUGACACGUUCCCAAUGGUCGGAGAUGACGAAGAUGGUAAGAUCUUCCUCAAGGUGUCUCACCACUAUGCAUCCAACAUCAAGUCCUACGGUAAUGUGAGUAACGCCUCCAGAGCAAGACGCUUGGCUCAGGAGGCGGUAACUCUGUCCACGUCGCUACCACUCUCGGCGUGUUCCAGUGUGUUUGUACGAUGUGACGACGAGAGAUUGGAUGUCAUGAAGGUUCUCAUAACGGGGCCGUCCGGUACCCCAUACGGUAAUGGUUGCUUUGAGUUUGAUGUGUACUUCCCUGGUGACUAUCCAAGCUCGCCGAUGUUAGUCAAUCUGGAGACUACAGGACAGCACAGCGUUAGGUUCAACCCCAAUCUUUAUAAUGACGGCAAGGUUUGUUUAAGUGUCCUAAACACAUGGCACGGCAGACCGGAAGAGAAGUGGAACGCCCAGACAUCUAGCUUUCUGCAAGUGCUAGUCUCUAUUCAGUCACUCAUCUUAGUCUCGGAGCCGUACUUUAAUGAGCCGGGCUAUGAGAGGUCACGUGGCACCCCGUCUGGUACCCAGAGCUCCAAGGAGUAUGAUGCUAACAUCAUGCAGGCGACUGUCAAGUGGGGAAUGUUGGAGGUGUUGAGGAACCCGUCUCCAAGCUUCAAAGAGGUUAUCCACGCCCAUUUCUUACUGAAGCGAGCUGAGAUCAUGAGUCAAUGCGAGGAUUGGAUCAACCAGCUAGAGUUACUCUGUAAUGACAAGAGGGUAGGACGCACCGUUGCUCACCAUUGGGUCGCACUCAAGCGACACACGGCACAGCUUCGUGAGGAACUUGGUAAGUUGAAGCCACCCGCAUGCGUCCUAGAAGAGUUCCCCGACUGGGAGUCGCUUCCAGAGUUCCAGGACGAUACCAAGCCAUCCACGUCCUCCCAAGGGGCGAGCCAGAGCACGCCUAAGGUAUCCAGGAAGGGGUCGUCCUCGCCUAAGGACGAAGAAGAAGACAAGGACUUGGAGAGUAUAGCCAAGGCGUCUGUGAACGAGAGCAUCUCUAAGGCUCUGGUCAAGGCAGACCUCAUGGGAAGUGACAGUUUGAUUGAUACGAUCGUGAUCGAGGGAGAGAGUACCUCGUCUGCGUCAUCGUCGUCGAUUCUAGGGGAUCUGUCUGGCGGAGAUGAGGCGGGAAUGUACUGAUGGAGAAUCUGUUACAGAUGGCGAGAAAAAAAACAUCUUUACUUUGUCAUCGUUGGUUCUAAGGAAGCUGGUGGAGACGAGGCUGGAUGGUGGAGCAGUGUGCUUGGUUGUAUCCACAUGUUAUUAAGUGGCAAUGAGACAAUCAAUGCGGCUAGGUGUUGUGAUGAUCCAGCGACAGGAUUGAGAGAGACUGGAACUGACAACUCUUGGGGUAGCUCUCCGAGAUGAGGCAGGACUGAGGGUAGAGUAGACUCUACUCAUUCAUGCCCUCGUAUGAGAGGCAGAGAUUACAUCCUUUGAUCUUUGUCACCAAGUGCUGUCCAGUAAGGAUAAUGGGUGAGACGGAAUCCAACCUGAUGACUAAGUCUCUAGUACGAGCAUCGAUCCACGAUCCACGCUCCACAAGAAGAUCUUCAGUUUUACCAUCAUGUUAAAUGGAAUGCGAGAGAAAAUCAGUUGACUGUGUUUUCUAUAAUCUAAACAAGACAUUCUGCAGCUUGCUUAAUACAUUAUAAAAGAACAUCGCCAUCACCGUAGGUAAAAUCUUUAAUCAAAGGCAGUCGCAAAAAACUGUCAGGGGGGUAAAUAGACUGAUUGAAGGUUUGUUGUUGAAGAUGGAUCUUAAGUGUUUUCGAAGAAUGCACUCUCCCUGUACAAUUUUGCAAAGAUCUGAAUGAACAUCUACUGAGAAUUUAUUAAAUAUGCAGAAUAUAAUAACAAACAAAUGUAUACACUUUGACAUCUGCUUGAAAAGUUGUUAGUUUAAGAAGUGUUUGUAAAUUUAGUAAGUGAAAGGGAUUGAUUUGAUUAGUCAUUUGUGACUUUGAUGUCUGGUGCAUUGCCUUCUUCUGCCACAAGAGAAUGCUGAAUUUGAAUUCCCCAGACUAAAAUUAAGCACAGCUAUGCCCCACAGCUAUGUCCUUAUGCCGCACAUUUCAUUGAGAUUUAUGUAUGGGUGUUUGUCAUCCCUUAUGUCAACAAGAAAAAGUUUACCUCAAACCAAAGCAACAAUGGAAGGUUGGUAGUCUGAGGAUUUCAAAUUGAGUGUUCACCUUGUGAUCAAUCAAGGCAUUGUACCAGAUAUUUCAAAUCUAACUCGAAGAUGCUGUAUGUGAAAAAGGGAAGUUGUGAAUUAAGAUUGUACAAAUUGUUUGAGGUGCAAAUAAAGGGAAUACCAGUCAAGUAAAGUAUGCCAAUGUCUAUCUUCAAGCGAUAUACAUAGAAAAGCAAAGACAUUCUAGAAGACUUUAAGGUUUUUUUUUAAUUUGAUAUAUAUACAGGUGUUUUCGUUCAGCUCUUGCACUAAGUCAAAUAUUUUAGUUGCCUUCUCUGAUUGAAGGUAGAAUUAUUUUUGUAAAAAGUAGUUUAGGAAAGGGUUGUACUGAUGAAGCAAGCGGCUAAUGCAAAAAGCCUCUAAGCGCAUAAAGAGAACCAUAAAAUAAACAAUGAGAGAAAGAUACAAGAUACAAAUAAGCAAAUUACAAAAAAGCAGCUUUAAACAAAUGAGUUUUCAACAGGGGCUUAGCUAGGCGAAUAUACACAGGAAGACUAUUCCAAGGAAACGGUGCCGCGUAAGAAAAAAGAUCUGUGGCCAUAAAAAAUGGAAGAAGCUCUACUAGUAAAAAGCAAUGACUGUUGAGAUGAUAGACCAAAAAAUCAAUGGUAGACCAAAAUCAAUAGUGAUUUUUAAUUUAGAUUUGUACUCCUGAGGUCAUAUCUAGCUUGUUUGAUUGGGCUAUGCGGUAUUGAAUUUGACACAUUCAAGCAGGAUUUUUCUUUCUGCAGUAUUAUAACAUGCUAAAUUGCAAAAAGAUGCAGAAGUUAUGAAUUGUAGGAUGUGUGUUGCUGGAGUGUAUUACCAUUUUGCAUUUUUAGCUUGCUGUAUAUGAAACGCUUAGACCUAAUUUCUAGCUCUGCUUACCAAAUAAUUCUGAGUUUACAGUCACUAAUCCCCACUAACCGGGUUAGCUGUAAGCUACUGAGCUAGAGGUGUGUAAAGUGAGGAUUGCUUAGGGAGUGUCUAAAAAGAGUCGGCAUGUUGGAAGGUGCAAAAGAGCGUUCCUCUGGGCACACGCCUGCAAUCCAUUGGACAACCAGAACGUUCCGCUAAACGGCAUCAAGUACGAGAGGAAGAUUGCCAUAUCAUUCACUCACUCGCUCACUCUGUCGACCCACGUGGCUACUUGAAACAAGCGCGAUGAUACACAGGCCACUCACGCUGAUGUUAAGAUGGGUUGCACAUGACGUCAUUGACCACCAUCUCUGAUGUAGAACCAUGGAACAGUGCAUAGUGUAAGCGCUGCGCACGACUCUCAACCAAAGAUAGUCUUUCACGCGUGCAAGAUUCAUCAAAGAUUGUGGCCAAUGCAAGGGGUCCUAUAGAACACCUUAGCAACUCCCUUAUCUGUAGCUUUCAAUUCGGAUACAACCGUUGUUUAAUUAUAGAUUCUAUUUUACCUGGGUAGUAUUUGUAUGAGACUCGUGUACUAACAAUGAAUGCAACCGGGUUCUGUUCUGAUUCUGACAGAUUGUGUGAUGAGAUGUGAAUUUUGAAGUAGUAGCUUUAACAGUGUGAACAAAAUGUUAUGAACAUUUCUUUUGUGAGAGAAUUGUUUUAGUACAGCAAGACAUACAGAGUCAUUGCUAUCCAAUGUGUAUCUCAAUGCUGACAAUGGGAGUCUUUGACCCUAUGCACUAAGAUUGUUUGUAAGAAUGUUUAAGAUGUGUACCAGUGGCUUUGAUAUUAUAAUACUGUAUGAACCAGAGAGUUAUAUUCAAAUACUUUAUGGAACUUUAUGCUCCGAAAAUGAUACAGUCCCAUAGGACUAUGCCAGGCUGCUUCUCGAGAAACACUUUGGGGUCUAUAAGCCUUUUUUAGGUAUGGCGGACGUGAUACGCGCGCGUCACACGCCGCGACCGAUGCCACGCUCACCAUGUUGGUGUGGUCAUU